AUCUCUUCCUACCCUAUCCUCUCUCUCUCUUCCUCCCUCCUCUCUCUCUUUACCCUUCCCGCUGUUAAUGGAGUCUCACCGGCAAGAUCUUCACGAUCCACCGGAGAAGAAGGGCCAGAAGCGCAAACUGGAGGAGGAAGAGGAUGAGGAGUACGACGGCGCGGAGGAGGACAAAGAGAUCUCAGUCCCCUCCGUCCUCUCUGAGGUGAGGGCGCAGGUCACCGUGCUCAACGCCGCCUUCUCGUGGUCCGAAGCCGAUCGCGCCGCCGCCAAGCGCGCCACCCAUGUCCUCUCCGAACUCGCCAAGAACGAUGAAGUGGUGAACUUGAUAGUGGAAGGCGGUGCAGUUCCAGCUCUGGUGAAGCAUCUGCAGGCGCCACCAUUCAGUGAGUCUGAUCGGACUACAAAGCCGUUUCAGCACGAAGUAGAGAAGGGCAGUGCUUUUGCUUUAGGCCUUCUCGCUGUUAAGCCAGAGUAUCAACAACUCAUAGUUGAUUGUGGUGCCUUACCUCAUCUGGUUAACCUGUUAAAGCGGCACAGAGAUGGAUCUAACACAAGAUCUGUGAAUAGUGUCAUACGGAGAGCUGCUGAUGCUAUCACAAACCUUGCUCAUGAAAAUAGCAACAUCAAAGUCCGUGUCAGGAUGGAAGGUGGGAUUCCACCUCUAGUUGAGUUGCUAGACUUUCCUGAUACUAAGGUGCAAAGAGCAGCUGCUGGGGCUUUGCGAACACUGGCCUUUAAGAAUGAUGAGAACAAAAAUCAGAUUGUGGAAUGCAAUGCUCUACCUACCCUUAUUUUGAUGCUUCGUUCUGAGGAUGCUGCAAUUCACUAUGAGGCGGUUGGUGUUAUUGGUAAUCUGGUUCACUCAUCUCCAAAUAUUAAGAAGGAAGUUCUUGCAGCAGGGGCUUUGCAACCGGUGAUUGGUUUACUGAGCUCAUGCUGUCCUGAGAGUCAAAGGGAGGCAGCGUUGCUACUGGGACAAUUUGCCGCUGCAGAUUCAGAUUGCAAGGUCCAUAUUGUCCAGAGGGGUGCUGUGCGACCUCUAAUUGAAAUGCUUCAAUCCCCUGACGUGCAGCUUAGGGAGAUGUCAGCUUUUGCACUGGGGAGAUUGGCCCAGGACUCACACAACCAAGCUGGUAUAGCUUUUAAUGGAGGUUUGGUGCCCCUGCUGAAGCUUCUUGACUCGAAAAAUGGUUCUCUGCAGCAUAAUGCAGCAUUUGCACUUUAUGGACUUGCAGAUAAUGAGGAUAAUGUAUCCGACUUUAUUAGGGUAGGAGGUGUUCAAAAGUUGCAGGAUGGAGAAUUCAUUGUCCAGGCAACAAAAGAUUGUGUGGCCAAGACGUUGAAAAGGCUAGAAGAAAAGAUUUAUGGACGAGUUUUGAAUCAUUUAUUGUACUUGAUGCGCGUAGCGGAGAAGACUGUUCAGAGACGAGUUGCUUUGGCUCUUGCUCAUCUCUGCUCCCCAGAUGACCAGCAAACCAUUUUUGUUGAUAAUAACGGAUUAGAGUUGCUUCUUGGCCUACUUGGUUCAUCAGGGCUCAGACAGCAACUUGAUGGUGCUGUGGCCCUGUACAAGUUGGCUAACAAAGCAAUGACACUUUCUCCGGUUGAUGCAGCUCCCCCUUCUCCAACGCCACAGGUCUAUUUGGGGGAGCAGUAUGUGAACAAUUCUACUUUGUCUGAUGUGACCUUUCUGGUUGAAGGUAGACGAUUCUAUGCUCAUAGAAUUUGCUUGCUUGCUUCUUCAGAUGCAUUCCGUGCGAUGUUUGAUGGUGGCUAUCGGGAGAAGGACGCAAGGGACAUAGAGAUUCCCAAUAUCAGAUGGGAGGUCUUUGAGUUGAUGAUGAGAUUCAUAUACACCGGGUCUGUGACUGUGACAUUAAAUAUUGCGCAAGAUCUACUAAGAGCUGCAGAUCAGUAUCUCUUGGAGGGACUUAAGCGGCUAUGUGAGUAUGCCAUUGCACAGGAUAUAUCAUUGGACAAUGUCAUAAGCAUGUACGAGCUUUCUGAAGCCUUCAAUGCCAUUUCAUUGAGGCAUUCAUGCAUCCUGUUCAUCUUGGAGCAUUUUGAUAAAUUUAGGCCCGGGAACUCCCACAUGAUCCAGAGAAUAAUACCCGAGAUUCGCAUUUACUUUACUAGAGAAUUAACAAAGCCUAAUCAGCGAGGGGUGCGGCUCUAGCGUCGAUUGUCUUGCAUCCCCACCUUCUCUCUCUCUCUCUCUCUCUCUAACCAUUUAAGGUUGUAUAGGAAGUGGUUUGUCUGUCGUGGCGGAGCUCGGAUGUGGUUGUGGUUCGAGCUGUUGGGCUGAUGUAGCGAUCUCCCAACUCAUUAAACGAACCUAACUGUGUCCAAUUGUAGCAAGUCUCCCUAUUCUUUUCUUGAUGCCGAUGUCUGCCUGAAAGUUGAUGUGAUGUUCCUGUAGUUCUAGUGUAUGAUGUUGCUGGGACUUUAACAAGAACAUACGGUGCCGGGAAUUUUUUGAUUUAUUUGGUACUUCAUAGGAGGUUUAGCGUACGUAUAAUAUUGGAAUGAUUAGAGUAUUCCUUGAA
This is a messenger RNA of Punica granatum (pomegranate), 2549 nucleotides long. NCBI's taxonomy places the organism in Eukaryota, Viridiplantae, Streptophyta, Magnoliopsida, Myrtales, Lythraceae. The record is from RefSeq and is a predicted model, not a curated record.